CUUAACCUAUGACAUUUUUCAAGCUUCACAUGUAUGUACCUAUAUAUAUAUAUACUUGUUUAUGUUAUGUCUAACAUGAUUGCACUUGCAUUGAUGGUAUGGAAGAUCAAAAGCAAAGGGUGAAGGAAGAGAUGUUGUGUGAUAAAGUGAAGAUGAAGAACAAGAGGAAGUUUGUUGGAGUCAGACAAAGAGCUUCAGGGAAAUGGGCUGCAGAGAUCAAAGACACGUCAAAGAAGAUUAGGAUGUGGCUCGGUACUUAUCAAACUGCUGAGGAAGCUGCUCGAGCUUAUGAUGAAGCUGCAUGUCUCCUUAGAGGUUCAAACACUCGCACAAAUUUCUUUGCUCAACCCUCUACCACCAUUGCUGCAAAUUCUCCUAUUUCCUUAAAACUCAGAAAUCUCCUUCAUCAGAACGCCAUGUCAAAUCAAAGUCAAGUUCAAAACCAGCCAUCUAGUGUAACUCCAACAACUCCAAAUAUCAAUAACAUCAUGGUCAUGGAAGAAACCUCUGGUUUUAGUGGUGAAGGUAAUAACAAUAAGUCUUUGUUUGUGAUUCAGAACCAGGUCUCUAAUAACACGUAUGGAAUAGAUAUGAAUAUGAUCAAUUGUGUGAUGGGUAUCACACCAGAUGCAUCUCAACUUGAUUUCUCUUGGCCUUUUCCCCAUCAAAGAAUUAACGAAUUACCAAAAGAUGGUUUCAGUGUAGAAAGGCAAUUAUCAGACUCGGUAUAUGCAACUAAUGAGUGCCACCAUUUGGAGGAUACAUAUGAAUAUGAUGUUAAUUAUCCUCACUCUCACUUUUUUUGCUUCACUUGAUAUCUAUCUUUCAAUAUCUUCUCAACACAUUUGAUGAGGAAGAGAGUUCUGAAAUGGCAUGCUUUGUAGUUGCAUAUAAUACUUAGUUUGUGUAAUGUUACCUUGUAUUUAUAUAAUUUUCUCUGGAGGAUGAAUCAAGAACACAGAAUUUUCAAGUUUCAUCUCUGCUUCACCAAGCAGGUUUUACUCUGCUAAGAAUGUAACAGUUCUUUUCAGCUACUCAAAAUUGUUGACAUCCACACAAUCCAUCUUAGAUUCUUUAAGCCUUGUGAAUUGGUUAAGAUAAGCAUGAACUUGCUAACGA
Messenger RNA from Vigna unguiculata (cowpea), 1119 nucleotides. RefSeq names its product ethylene-responsive transcription factor ERN3. NCBI's taxonomy places the organism in Eukaryota, Viridiplantae, Streptophyta, Magnoliopsida, Fabales, Fabaceae. Gene Ontology annotation, biological process: regulation of DNA-templated transcription. Gene Ontology annotation, molecular function: DNA-binding transcription factor activity; DNA binding. The record is from RefSeq and is a predicted model, not a curated record.